Messenger RNA from Clupea harengus (Atlantic herring), 2874 nucleotides. Its product is annotated as paired mesoderm homeobox protein 1-like. Gene Ontology annotation, cellular component: nucleus. Gene Ontology annotation, molecular function: RNA polymerase II cis-regulatory region sequence-specific DNA binding; DNA-binding transcription factor activity, RNA polymerase II-specific. The record is from RefSeq and is a predicted model, not a curated record. NCBI's taxonomy places the organism in Eukaryota, Metazoa, Chordata, Actinopteri, Clupeiformes, Clupeidae. Gene Ontology annotation, biological process: regulation of transcription by RNA polymerase II.
CUAAUGUACCACUUAACCUUACUGUCAAUUUACUAUACAGAGAAUGUUAAGUCGACACCCCCCAAUGCUCCGCUGAUGAAUGCCUUGUGUGGAAGAAAAAGUGUGCUUUAUUAGUGGUGUUUUGCGUGAGGGUGGGAUUCUGUGGGCAUGAAACCGGGCGCCUGUAAAGCGGCAAGAAGAGCUCAAAAGCUAGGGCGCGUAAUGAAAGUUUCAUGCAUGGCGAUUACUUCCCCAGGGGACCUAAUAGCUCGCGCGUGUUCAACAGCACAGGCGCGAGGAGAACCCAGAGGGUCCGGCCUCUCGCUACACGCGCGUCUCCCGGACUUCAUCACUUCCGCAGCCGAACACACUCAUCACCCUCUCGAGUACUGUUCGCAAUGAACACACGAGAGCACUCCGUAAUUACGAACUCGUAAGGGCGAGGCUCACGCUAACAGAGACAUUUUCGAGGUUUGCGUUGAGUUAUUACACAAUCUUUUCUACUAAAGCAACAACGAACAGUAUGCCAGAACCGAGAACGCAGAAUUUAAGACUUCAGAAUAUGCCGUUUUAAAAUGUCAACAACUUGCUUGUAACAUCUGAGCCAAACUGGACUAAGGAUGCUUGGGUCUUGAGAAGUCGUAGUUGAAGUUGCAUUCGGACUUUUUUCCCCCCUUGUUCAGAGUGGAAAUGCCUUGUUGCUGAAAUACAAUUUGGCUGGAUCAAGUAUUAUAUAAUAUCAUUUUUGUCGGUGUAGUCUGCGUCAUGACUUCUAGCUAUGCGUCUGUAGUGGACAGACAAGCCACGCUGCCCGGUCGCACCGAGAGUCCGAUCAUUGCUAACCUGGAACAUUUACAGGCGAAAAAAAACUUCUCGGUAAGUCACCUGUUGGAUCUAGAGGAAGCGCGAGAGAUGGUGGGAACUCAGACGGAGGACAACACGGGGGAGUCGGGGCGGAAUAUGCUGGAGUCUCCCGGUUUGACAAGCGGCAGCGACACAGCACAACAAGAAAAUGAACGCUUGACUACGGAGGAGAAGAAGAAGAGGAAGCAGCGGAGGAACAGGACCACCUUCAACAGCAGCCAACUGCAGGCCCUGGAGCGCGUCUUCGAGCGCACACACUACCCCGACGCUUUUGUCCGGGAGGACCUGGCACGGCGAGUCAAUCUCACAGAAGCCCGAGUGCAGGUGUGGUUCCAGAACAGACGGGCGAAGUUCCGACGGAAUGAACGAGCCAUGCUAGCCAGUAAGAAUUCGUCUCUUCUCAAGUCGUUCUCCAGCGAUGUGAACGUGGAGCAGCCAAUGGUGCCUCGCCCCGCUCCCAGACCCAACGACUACAUGUCCUGGGGGUCCUCUGCCCCAUACAGUGCCAUGGCCACUUACCCGCCCACAUGUGCCAACACAACGACAACUCAGGGAAUGAACAUGGCCAACAGCAUUGCCAACUUGAGACUCAAAGCAAAGGAGUACAGCCUGAACCAGGUGCCCACUGUCAACUGACUGGACCCCACACCCCCUACCCCAACGCACACACACUUCCAGCUGGGAGCAUAUGGUUUCAGUUAGUCGACUGAGACUGCAGUCCUUAGGGGCACCCCAAUAAGCAUUCCAUCUCAAGGCCUAUUGCGCCAAGAAGACAGCAUAACAAAGACACGCCCAGCACCCAAAACAACACUAUUACCCAACGCAAAACCAAGCUUCUCUCAGGCCGAGAGAACUCCUUUCGCUUUUCAUCUUAAUAACAUCUGCUUAGUAGCGCUUCAGCUAGCUGAAGACAACAGCUCCGACUCUGUCAAAAGAAUAAGACUCUUCUGCUCCGCACUCAAACGGCAUAGCUCUAACUUCAGCCCAAAAACAACACUACCACCAUUACGAGAAGAUACAGAUACUCUGCAGAAUACGGAACCGGAGUACAGACUUUGUUUUGUAACGGAACACGAAGCGGAAAAUGGCUCCUAUCCGACUACUUCAGUGCACUUCGAGUGUUUCAUUCUUCUGCCACACUAUUUUAAAGUUCAUAAAGAAAAGGGAUCAAAAUACACUCAGCUCACAGGCUUUAUCACAUCACGAGUCUCUGAUGAUGAAGAGGCUAUGGACAUGUUCCUGCUAUGGUCCUCAGUCGUCUGGGGGACGCCCAUGGACUUCCAGAGGCUAGUAGCAUUGGAGUCUUGUGGCCUCUGGGGUUUAGCAUGGGACUGAGGGUGCAUGAAACCCAGGAGGUGCUUAUCUGAAGUGCCUCGGAAAGAACACUAGACUCGACUCCUGUUUGUCAUUUUUUAACCAUUGGAGCCUUUAACCAUUCAACCUUUUUCUUCAGUUAAUGCUCUAAAGUCAUAUUCCCUUUUGUAUAUUACCUGAUUAUAUCCAAACGUGUAAUAUUCAUUUGCAAUAAAAAAAGAUGUGGUUUAAAGCACAGUCGCAGGAUGGAUUCACCAGCUCAUGUUAAUGCUGCCUUUACUUUCAUCAUCCUCACUAUUGCAGGCAACGGCACCAACACAUUUCAGACUUUGACUUUGAAACACUAACACAGCUACUAAUACAUACGCACUUCAAAAAGGCAUUUUAGGAGAGAUAUAGGUGCCGGGUUCAGUGACUCACAAUUGUUCUUUUUUAAUUACCUUAAGCAUGACUGAAAUUAACCAGCACAGUCAAAACCACAAUUACAGGCCUACUACAACUUCAGAUACUCAUUUUAUUACAGGCACUCCAUCCAUCCCAAGUCAAUUAGUCACCUUUAACCAACAAGAAUAUAAAGAAAAUACAAAACAAAAUAACAGCGACAUUGGGCUGUAGGACAGCCUGACCAGAGAAACAAACAGCUGCAGAAUGUGCUGCUGGAAGAGCUUGUGGUUGAAGCUCCAGUUGGAAGUGUGGUGGAAGUGUGUGUCUAAUGUG